Grus americana (Whooping crane) is the source of this 1679-nucleotide messenger RNA. Its product is annotated as CMRF35-like molecule 6. Bases 549 to 1388 code for a protein of 279 amino acids. NCBI's taxonomy places the organism in Eukaryota, Metazoa, Chordata, Aves, Gruiformes, Gruidae. The transcript has 7 exons. Gene Ontology annotation, molecular function: transmembrane signaling receptor activity. Gene Ontology annotation, cellular component: plasma membrane. The record is from RefSeq and is a predicted model, not a curated record.
CUCAUGCAGACAGCCCAGAGAAGCCCAGCACAUGUGUACUGGCCAAAGCAGAGCACAGGCCAUUGCCCUAUAGUGGUUUGGCCAUUCUCAGCUUAUUUCUCCUCUUCAGCGUCAGGUUUUCCCCUUUUAAAAGCUGAACUUAAUUUUUCAUCAGCCCUGAAACUCUUAAACAGAAAGUGAAGGCUGAAUUUAGUCUCUUGAGGCCUUUGCCUACACCGUCCCCCUGCUUCCGAUCGCCUUCUCAGCUCCCUGGCUGCCGGAGCUGCUGGCAAGGGUGAAGAUACGACUCAGGCUGAGUGAGUUUGGAAAGAAGCGGUUGGUGUGGGUCUCCCUGGCUCCCAGAGGAGCAGCCGAAUGCUCUGCCCCGAGCUAGAGAAGCGAGGCAGCACCCACACCCUGGGGGAAGUGAAAUCGGGGCAGGAAGCCGAGGAGCGGCACUGCGGCGGCGAAGGGAUCCUUCGGGCGCAGUUGUUGCCUGGCAUGGCCGCUGCCGGGGACGUGUAGCGCUGGGGAGCGAGGGCUGAGCCUGCAGCCACCCGGCAAGCGGGAUGGGGGAAAGGCUCCUGGUCUGGACCUUGAUUCUCCUCCCAGGAUGCUGGGCUCUGCAGGGCCCCGCAGAGGUGAGCGGCUUCCCAGGGGGCUCCGUGGAGGUACCCUGCGAGUACGAGCCAGAGCUGGUGGAUGCCAAUAAGUACUGGUGCAGGGGCAGGAGCUGGCUUUCCUGCUCCAUCCUCGUUCAGACCACAGCCCCUGGGGACAAGGUGUUGGGGGACAGCGUCUCCAUUCGAGAUGUCCCCACUCGGCACAUGUUCGUGGUGACCAUGGAGAACCUAACAGUGGAGGACGGGGAUCAGUACUGGUGUGGGAUCCAGAUGGCCUGGUAUGACCCCAUGUUCCCCGUCAUGGUGUCUGUUGUCCCAGUGCCCGAGACAACACUGUAUGACCUCCACACGACACAGGGGGAAGAGGCCACAUCUGCUCCCACCUUCCCAUGGACUCCCCUGGAGCUGGAAAACACUGCGUCCACGCCAAAAGUCAAAAGCCUGCCAGAAAUGCCAAACCUGCUUGUUCUGAUCCUGACACCCUCCACUGUGCUGGUGCUGGUGCUGGUUUUGGGCAUCAUCAUCAGAUGCAGGAUGAGAAGGGCAUCGUCGGAGAAAAGCAGAGCAGCCUGGGCCAUGGAGAGGAAGAGGGACAAGGACCUCCAGGUCACUGCAAGCGGGGAGCAAGCAGCCACUUCCAAUAACAUCUAUGUGAACAGGGAGUGGGAGCUCAGCUCACCUGAAGAUGACUAUGAGAACAGCCCAGCCAAGUGGCAGGACUAUGAAAAGGGAGAUGACGUUUCGGUUUCCAGAGCUCCAGAACUGAUCUACAUGAACACGCACUGAGCUGCUCGGUGCUUGGUCCUUCGCUGCCACAAAGCCCUGUGGCCAGUAACGGGCAUCCCCUGCAGCUCUCCCAACACCCAGGGUGUGUUUCCUCACCGCUGCCCGAGCUCUCUCUGCCUCUCCUGUUGCAAUUCCCUGUAUCCCGCAGAAGCAACCCCCGUCCCCUGUGUACCACGUGAGACCGGGGCCCCCAGCGUGCCACGGGGUCCCGCAGCGUGACACGCACACCACCAGGCCAGCAGCAUUGUUCAUCCCCACCCUGCCAUGAGAUUAUUAAAUGAAUUGAGAUCA